AUGUUCAGUGACGGCAGCGGCCGGAUGAACGUCAGGAACCUGUACAUGGCGCUGCGAGCGGUCGGCGUGUACGCGACCGACGAAGACGUCAUCACCGUGGUCGACGAAUACGACCCGACCGGCCGCGGUUACAUCACCGGAAACCAGUGGGCGGCGUCCGUGGCGCGCCGAUGGGCCGAAGACGGGGCCCGGCGUCGGCGGUUCCGCGCCAUGCUUGAAGACCCGAAGUCCACCGGACAGGUGACGGUCGACCACGUGCUCACCGUGCUCAAAGAGUUCGACCCAAACUUGUUGACAGACGUGGACGCGAACGAGAUGGUGGCGGAGAUGGACCCUGCCGGCUCGGGACUGGUCGACUACGACCAGUUCAUGGACACCUGCAUGGUCCGGCCGGCCCCGCUUGACGCAGCAAUGUAUAAUUAUUCCUAG
Molecule: messenger RNA, 429 nt
Organism: Macrosiphum euphorbiae (potato aphid)
Lineage: Eukaryota; Metazoa; Arthropoda; Insecta; Hemiptera; Aphididae
Source: the annotation of a GenBank genome assembly